UUGCGCGUAGAAAAGACGUGAAGCUCUCGUGUGAAGUUGGGAAUUCACUUCGACGACUCCGCUGCGCGAUGGUGACCAUCCACUACGGCGUGCAUCUUCCCGAAUAAGAAGCAAUCUGUAUCGUGAAACUUCCUGAGCCUCGCACACACCGUUUUUCUACCGCCCACGAUGCAGCGACACGAAACCAGCGAGAUGUUCGACUCCGACGCGCAGUGCCCCGAUCCGUCUCCCGCGCCGACGGAGACACCGCGACCCACGGCGUUUAAGCCGCUGCCACCCAAGGUGAAGCGGUCUCGGCGGCGACGCAAGAAAUCCCGGAUGUUUCUGGUCCCUUACGAACCCACUCUGUCGCCAAUCUUCGAAGAAUCGCAGCGUUCGUCGCGAGAACUGGACGCGGCAGUCCCCUGUUCGCAGCCGCUGCUCUACGUGCCCGCGUUCGCGAGGUAUCCCACUUACGGCGUCAUCACGCCACGUCUCAACCGAGUGGUCAUCGCCAUCGAAGAGGAAGGCGGCGACAAGGCGUGGCCCGAGCGGGUGGCGAGGAUACUGACGCUCUCCUGGUUCCUGACGUCAAUCAGCGCGCUCGUGCUACUGGGCGGCGCCACCAUGAUCUGGAUGGCGUUUGACGGCGAAGACGACGGCGACGUGUUGACGCACCGCAACGUGGUCACGGCGUUCGUCGGCGUCGCCGUCAUUCUGAUGGCGGUGCUGUUUGUGCUGUGGAACGUGUUCAGAGGACUUCGAUGAGAUGCGGAAAUGUGUACACAUCUGUCUCUCC
Rhipicephalus sanguineus (brown dog tick) is the source of this 778-nucleotide messenger RNA. RefSeq lists its product as uncharacterized. The transcript is spliced from 2 exons. The record is from RefSeq and is a predicted model, not a curated record. NCBI's taxonomy places the organism in Eukaryota, Metazoa, Arthropoda, Arachnida, Ixodida, Ixodidae. Bases 169 to 747 code for a protein of 192 amino acids.